UUACUUAUUAGGAAGCCAAGGCCCUCGACUCGGAUAGGAGGGCCUCAAAUCUCAGACCCCUGCUCUCUUCUAUCUCUGUCGCUCUCGUAUCUCCCGGUCCGUUGACCUUAACUUCUCUCUUCGAGACACCAGAAACCACUAAGUUCAGGAUCUGCUUUUCCCAAGCCCUGAUUUCUCAGAAUCCAAGAUCUGUUGAAGGAGCACAAACGACUGCGUCGAAGAAGAAUAAAUCAGUUCAGGUUUUGUGGGAUUUUGGUUUUCGAAGUUGUUAAAUGUUCUGUUUGCAGAUCUGGGUUUUGCGUUAGUGACUUGGGUAUUGUUUGUUCCGGAUUGGUGUGGGAGUAAUGUCGAUUUUGUCCAAGGGCGACCUUCCUGUCCAUAUUCGAGAAGUCUGGGACGAUAAUCUCGAGGAGGAGUUUUCUUUGCUUCGAGAAAUCGUUGAUAGCUUUAACUACGUGGCUAUGGACACUGAGUUUCCUGGGGUGGUUCUACGGCCGGUGGGGUCUUUCAAGAACAUCAAUGACCACAACUACCAGACUUUGAAAGACAACGUGGAUAUGUUGAAGUUGAUCCAGUUGGGCCUCACAUUUUCGGAUGGGAAUGGGAAUCUACCCACUUGUGGAACUGAUAAGUAUUGCGUUUGGCAAUUCAAUUUUCGCGAAUUUGAUUUGAGUGAAGAUAUAUUUGCUAGUGAUUCAAUUGAAUUGUUACGCCAAUGUGGGAUUGAUUUUAAGAAAAAUAGUGAGAAGGGGAUUGAUGUGAAACGGUUUGGCGAGCUCUUGAUGUCUUCAGGGGUUGUGUUGAAUGAUAAUGUUCACUGGGUUACAUUUCACAGUGGUUAUGAUUUCGGGUACUUGCUUAAGCUGUUGACCUGCCAGAGUUUGCCGGACUCACAGGCAGGAUUCUUUGAUUUGAUCAACAUUUAUUUCCCAAUGAUUUAUGACAUCAAGCAUAUGAUGAAGUUCUGCAACAGUCUUCAUGGGGGGUUGAGCAAGCUCGCGGAGUUGUUGGAGGUGGAAAGGGUUGGUGUAUGUCAUCAGGCAGGUUCCGAUAGUUUGCUAACGGCCUGCACAUUUAGGAAGCUGAGAGAUAAUUUCUUCAAUGGCUCGACGGAGAAGUAUGCUGGUGUUUUGUAUGGUCUUGGUGUUGACAAUGAAAAGAGUAAUAAUUGAAAGGAAAUAACUGCACAAGAAAGAAGUUUGAUUAAUAUAUGUAGAGACUACUUCAGUGUGAAACUUUCAGUUCCCUUUGUAUACUUUGGCAAAAGUGACUGUUGUAUUAGCCAUGACCUCUGUGCACAUGAAUUGUAAAUUCAACCUUGACUGGUUUUGUAGUUUGAGCUUCCUGUAAAGUAGUUGCAGUUAGUGCUUCAAUAAUAGUCUCUGGAUUUGCUUGGA
Molecule: messenger RNA, 1397 nt
Organism: Tripterygium wilfordii
Lineage: Eukaryota; Viridiplantae; Streptophyta; Magnoliopsida; Celastrales; Celastraceae
Product: probable CCR4-associated factor 1 homolog 6
Exons: 2
Coding region: 345-1172 (275 amino acids)
Cellular component (GO): CCR4-NOT core complex; CCR4-NOT complex; P-body
Molecular function (GO): nucleic acid binding; poly(A)-specific ribonuclease activity
Source: RefSeq, a predicted model, not a curated record